ACAAACUCCUGGGCAAGGAUCACAUGGUCUCAGAAUGGCCAGAGUUUCUUGGUAUUGGAUGAACAGAGAUUUGCAAAAGAGAUUCUUCCCAAGUACUUCAAGCACAACAACAUGGCAAGCUUUGUCAGACAGUUAAACAUGUAUGGCUUCCGUAAAGUUGUCCAUGUUGAUUCUGGGAUUGUCAAAGUGGAGCGAGAUGGUCCAGUAGAGUUUCAGCAUCCAUAUUUUAAGCAGGGCCGGGAGGACUUGUUGGAACACAUUAAAAGGAAGGUUUCUUCUUCGAGACCCGAAGAAAACAAGAUACGUCAGGAAGAUCUCUCCAAAAUAAUAAGUAAUGCUCAAAAAGUGCAGGUUAAACAAGAAACCAUUGAAUCUCAGUUGUCUGCUUUGAAGAGAGAGAAUGAAUCCCUUUGGAGGGAAGUAGCAGAACUGAGAGCAAAACACUUGCAACAGCAGCAAGUUAUUCGGAAGAUUGUACAAUUUAUUGUUACCUUGGUGCAGAAUAACCAACUAGUGAGCCUGAAACGGAAGAGGCCUCUUCUUCUGAACACUAAUGGACCUACAAAGUCGAAUGUAUUUCAACAAAUUGUGAAAGAACCAGCUGACAGUAACCAUCAUGUACCUCUCAACAGAAAUGAGAGCUUAAAACAAAGGGAACAGAUUUCAGAUGACAUCAUUAUUUAUGAUGUCACUGAGGAUGUGGGAGAUGAAGAAAAUCCCAUGGCUGAUGAAGAAAAUCCCAUGGCUGAUGAAGAAAAUCCCAUGGCUGAUGAAGAAAAUCUUCCCAUUCCACCAGAAGCAAAUGAAGAUUCCACUUCUGAUUCUUCAAACUGUAGUCAUUCUCCUGAUAUUGUAAUUGUGGAAGAUGAUAAUGAAGAAGAAUAUGCCCCUGUAAUUCAAGGGGAUGAAAGCACAGAAUCAGUUGCUGUCCCAGCUAAUGAUCCACUCAGCCCUGUCAGUGACAGUACCAGCCCACUCAUGUCAAGUGCUGUGCAGCUGAAUAACCAGUCAACUUUAACUGCAGAAGAUUCAGUCUCAAUGAUGGAUUCCAUACUCAAUGAGAACGGAGUCAUUUCGCAGAAUAUAAAUCUCCUUGGAAAGGUUGAACUUCUGGAUUAUCUUGACAGCAUUGACUGCAGUUUAGAGGACUUCCAAGCAAUGUUAUCAGGACGACAGUUCAGCAUAGAUCCAGAUCUCCUGGUCGAGCUUUUCACAAGCUCCGUGCAGAUGAAUCCCACAGAUCAUAUCUCUAAUACCAAAAUGGAGACAAAGGGAAUAGAAACUACCAAGAAUAACGAUGGUCCUGCAGCUUCACAUGAGACACAAGUUUCUAAGCCUAAAUCAGACAAGCAGCUCAUACAGUACACGGCGUUUCCACUCCUUGCAUUCCUUGAUGGGAACCCAGGCUCCACCAUUGAGAGUGGGAGCUCCACCAUGGAAACUCCUUCCUGUGUUGACAAACCCCUGGAAGUGGACGAGCUGCUGGAGAGCAGCCUGGAUCCUGAGCCCACCCAGAGCAAACUGGUGCGGCUGGGGCCCUUGACAGCAGCAGAAGCGAGUGAAGCCACCCUGUUCUAUCUAUGCGAACUUGCCCCGGCACCCAUGGACACAGACAUGCCCUUCUUGGAUAACUGA
Messenger RNA from Nestor notabilis (Kea), 1635 nucleotides. It is a transcript of the gene HSF2, whose product is annotated as heat shock transcription factor 2. Gene Ontology annotation, biological process: regulation of DNA-templated transcription. Lineage: Eukaryota; Metazoa; Chordata; Aves; Psittaciformes; Psittacidae. Gene Ontology annotation, molecular function: sequence-specific DNA binding; DNA-binding transcription factor activity. Bases 112 to 1635 code for a protein of 507 amino acids. The transcript has 14 exons. The record is from RefSeq and is a predicted model, not a curated record.